Messenger RNA from Dreissena polymorpha, 2891 nucleotides. RefSeq lists its product as uncharacterized. NCBI's taxonomy places the organism in Eukaryota, Metazoa, Mollusca, Bivalvia, Myida, Dreissenidae. The coding region runs from base 615 to 2165 and encodes 516 amino acids. The record is from RefSeq and is a predicted model, not a curated record. The transcript has 10 exons.
CAAGAGAACUAUUUUUGACUCCAUUUGUUUACUUUUUGUUCUUAAAAAAUGACUUUAUAAAGGAGACUUGUUUAAGUGUUUCUAGUGAGUUAUAUUUAAUAAUACUCUAACAUAAUCUUCUACAGUGGUAUAGGUUCCAGCUGCUGUCAGUGGAGAUAUGAAUACAAGAAGAAAAUAAGGACCUACAACUCCCAAGAAGAAAGUGGUUUAUGAGAUAAAUUCGGAGGAACGUCUUGUUCAGAAAGACUUCUCAGGACCUGCAACACAAACAUUUAUUGACGCAGCAGUGCAUACAACUCAGCCGAGCUGUUUGCGAUAGCAUAACGUGUCCAGAAACGUAAAGUCAUUUAACACUGAAACGUGAAGAAUACAAGUAAAUACUUGUAAACAUGAAAUCGUACGAUUUGCGUUUGGAAACUACGGUUCAAAACUGGCUGGUGAUCCGAGCGAGGGUACUCUAAUGGAAAUUGUAUAAUAAAUCCUUAUAACGUUUGUAACAUAAGAUCAACUGAAACCAGAACAUUAUAUGACUUGCAUUUUCGCCACCCAUGAGAUUUGAAAUAAAACAUACCCAAUUUCAAAGAAAAGAGUAAAAUUGUGCACAUGAUAAAGUCAUGGCAGAGAGAAUAUUAGAUACCAGUCAAAGCCAGAACAACAGUAUUGUAAACGAAGAAGUCGACCAAACCGCUCCUGCUGUUGGAAGUUCCAAUGCUGUUGUGAGUCACAGUAAUCACACCGAAGGUUCCGAUGACACAGCUCCUGUUGUUCGUGAUUCCAUUACUGUUAUGAGUCACAUUAAUCACAACGACGUUUCCAACGAUGCAUCUCCUGUUGUCCUAGGUUCAAAUGCUGCUGUGAGUCUCAGUAAUUACAACGAAGUUUCCAAUGAAACAGCUUCUGUUGACCUAGCUUUCAAUUAUGUUGAGAGUCACAGUAAUCACAUCGAAGUUUCCAAUGAAACCGCUACUGUUGUCCAAGGUUCCACUGUUGAUGUGAGUCACAAUAAUCACACCGAAGUUUCUGAUGAAAUAGCUGAUGUUUUCCGACAUUCAACUGCUGUUUUGAAUCACAAUAUUUACACCGAAACAGCUCAUAGCCAAGCCGGUGAAGCAGCGCAUGCGACCGAAGAUUCUACAAAUAAUUGUGAAGAAGACGGUAUUAUUUCAUCUAGCAAAGUUGCGUUGGUUAAUAAAUGUCCAGACAAUAAUGAAACGAUACAAGCAGGGGUAUCGCGUAUACUCACAAAUAUUAUGUUUAUGAUUGGAAUAAUGGACAUAGUAAAAUUCAUUUCUCAGAUUGCAGAUAACACGUUAAGAGCGGAUUGCGAUUCCAAUCCAGACAGUAUAGUGAUUGAUCCAGAUAUAAGUCAGCAAGUUGAUUUGACACGUUUUUCAAAUUUCAAAACAACUUUCCACAAAAUCUCUGUUAACAAUUAUUCAUUAAAGGAUAAACUUAAACGGAAUACAUCCUUCACAUCCAACGAGGAAAACCAGUUGCAUAAUGAUGAGGCAAAUAACAAAGCAGAGGUGAAUACCAAACUUAAAGAAGUGGGUACCAACCAAAGCACAUCUACAUCACAGAGUAAUAUUGAGUAUCCUUCCCAGAGUCAGAGCGCCAGCAACGGAGAUGGAGCGAUAAAGGUAAAAGAGGGAGUUUCAAACGGUGCAAACGUUGAGAACGCCUCUCUACAUGAAGAUAUAUCAAAUGCAGACUAUACUGAUGAACGUGGCAACAACCAAUUCACCAACAACCAUUAUCAUACUGACGAUACGAUUGUCUCUUUAAAUAGCAACACAGGAACAGUUGACCUCCAUCAAAACAACAUUCCAGUCGGAGUGUAUUAUGAAAUUUCCUUGCACUUUGGGAAUGUGCUUUACCCAAAUGAUAUCGAAGCGACCGAGCCCCGUCCAAAUUUAGAUAUGACUCACCGGACUUGUGCCCUUAGUACGACCAACACUGUAAUUUUCUUCUAUAAACGCCGAAAAUCUAUGGUGGCAAGCCGAUUGCGUCGUAAAGAUAUUCGUGUUCCAUCAGCGCUUCAGGUAACGACGACUCAGACCCAGAUCUUGAUGGAGAUAUGCCAGAGGAUGUCGACUCGUAAUUUAUUCAUGCAACACGGCAUAUCCUUGAAUAAGUUACAAGUAUACAUGAGAAGUACCAAAUGAAACAGUUGAAUAAUCGAUAUGAGUUCCAUACAAAAGCAGUUUACACGGAUUCCUUGAUUUGACGAGUUCAUGUGUGUACGGGAUGUUGAAGAAAGCCUUCUCGAACAUAGCGUAUUAGCUUAAAUGAACAAUAUUUUGAUUUUCAAGCUGUAUGAAGUCAACUGAACACUCGUCGUUAAAUGAACGAACACAGAAGAUAGAAAUAUUGCGUUGAAUGCAAAUAAACGUUGUUUGUUUACAAUUACUCCUAAAAACUGGGCAAGUAAGUCGGUAAAACUGUUUUCAUUUAACUUUUGUAAUAUACGAGAGAAACUUCCGUCGUAAAAAAUGUACAUAUAUAUGCCAUAACUUUCCAAACUAUCUAUAUUUUAAGAAACACUACUUAUGGGGACGUGUGAACCUCUGCUAGUCUUUAAAUUGACUAUGACAUAUUGCCUAUUUCAAAACAGAAGAAAACAUACAUAAUAAAAUAGAAAUAAAAAUGAUUUACGAUAGGGUUACCCCUUUAAAGUGGUAAUACAAGUAUUCAAACCGGUUAACGACAUGUGUUGAUGGCAGUUUUGCUUCUAGUACUCUCAAAUAAGGAUAUAUUUGUUGUGUGAUAUAUUUCUUAAAUUAAAACUUAAGCACAAUCUAGAUGAAAAGUCAAACUUCAGAAAAUUAAAUGAAGAUAAUUCUUCUUAAAGGGGCCUUUUCACAGAUUUUGGCAUGUUUUGAAGUUUGUCA